CUUGUGUCAAAAUUCACCGGGAUGUGAAGGGUUAACCUUACCUUCGCAGUGCAUUGUGGGAUAGCGAAUGAUCAGCGAUGGCGGCGAGACCAAAGCAGCUGAAAGUUUUCAUUGUAACAUUUCUGCAUGUAACACUCAUUUCCCUGAACUCAGUGAGCGGCGCUGCGGGCGUGACGUGGGACGAGAGCGGAUACAUUCUGUACUGCCCGUGCAUGGGUCGCUUUGGAAACCAAGUGGAUCAUUUUCUUGGAUCACUGGCUUUUGCUAAAAUGCUGAACCGAACUCUCGCGGUCCCGCCGUGGAUCGUGUACCGCCAUCACGCGCCCCCUUUCCAAAACGUGCACGUCCCUUACAAUGAGUAUUUCCAGCUGGAGCCGGUGAAGCAGUACCACCGUGUGGUGAGUCUGGAGGACUUCAUGGAGCACUUGGCUCCUGAGCACUGGCCCCGCGGUCAGAGAGUCGCCUACUGCUUCGAGUCGUCCGCUCAGAGGAGCCUGGACAAAAAGAGCUGUCCGAUGAAGGAUGGAAAUCCUUUUGGUCCGUUCUGGGACCAUAUUGGAGUCGACUUUGACCGUUCCAUUCUUUUUGGAGGUCUUUCAUUCAGUUCCUACUACCAGCCACACUGGAUAAAGAGGUUUCCUCCAUCAGAGCAUCCCGUUCUCGCUCUUCCAGGAGCCCCAGCGCAGUUCCCUGUCCUGGAGGAGCACACUGGACUGCAGCAGUAUGUGGUGUGGUCAGACAAACUGGUGCAGGAGGGAGAAGGCCAUAUCAACACCCUGCUAAACAGACCCUAUGUGGGCAUCCAUCUGAGGAUUGGCUCUGAUUGGCAAAACGCCUGCAAGCUUCUGAAGACGGGUGAUACUGGGCCUCACUUCAUGGCGUCUCCUCAGUGUGUGGGAUACGACCGUCAAACCGCCCUGCCGCUGACCAUGACCAUGUGUUUACCGGAUCUGUCCGAGAUCCGCCGUGCCGUGAAGCUCUGGGUGAAGAACACCGGAGCUCAGUCAGUGUACGUAGCCACCGACUCGGAAUCGCACACCGCAGAGAUUCAGAAACUCUUCAAGGGCAAGGUGAAGGUCGUGAGCUUGCAGCCGGACACUGCUCAGGUCGACCUGUAUAUCCUCGGCCAGGCCGAUCACUUCAUCGGCAACUGCGUUUCGUCCUUCUCAGCGUUUGUUAAAAGGGAGAGAGAUGUUCACGGGAAACCUUCAUCCUUCUUUGGCAUGGACUACCCAGGAAAAAGGAAAAGAAAAGAAGAACUCUAAUGAAAUAAAAGGUUACGUUUUUGUAACUGUGAAGACUGGAUGAUGUUUCGCAUGUUUCAGGUGUCUGUUUAGUUUUUGAACAAGAAAAUUUGGAUAAAUGCUUCAAGUACUUAAAUGAAGGGAGACCAAAUUAUUAUUAAUUUCUCUGGACACUGCAUAUCUCCCAUUUUGCACUACUAUCUUAACUGUGAGCAGCCAAACCAGAACCAAAUGCUCCACAACAUUUGGCUCCAUAUUUCUUCUAGAAGGAAAUGUGAGUAUUUGUCAUUGCAUAUCAAUUACAUAUUUGUACUGGAUUAUCUGUGUAGAUAAUUUAAGGAUGGAAACUGACUCCUGUGGCAGAGAGACUAGUCAGAAUCAGUCAGGUGUAAGCAGUGUGAAAGUGCACUUUUCAGUUGAAGGCCUCCAGAGUCAUCAGAUGAUGAAGUGAUUUCUGAAAACGAAUAUAGGAAUGCAUCACUGUAUAAACAUAACAUUGAAUGCAUGUCAUACAGAUUUUCUGCUGUCUUACAGUAAUGCAGGUUGACAUUUAUUGAAAGUCGGUGUGAAACCAAAUGACAAGUGUUUUUUAAGUGUUUUAAUUUGUUUGUAAUUGUUAGUAAUUUUGUAUGACUUCAGAAGACAUUCCUCAAAUUACUUUAUCAAUAAAAAAUAAAACAAGCAGUA
This is a messenger RNA of Megalobrama amblycephala (Wuchang bream), 1931 nucleotides long. It is a transcript of the gene pofut1, whose product is annotated as protein O-fucosyltransferase 1. Gene Ontology annotation, biological process: protein O-linked glycosylation via fucose; Notch signaling pathway; regulation of Notch signaling pathway. Gene Ontology annotation, molecular function: peptide-O-fucosyltransferase activity. The coding region runs from base 78 to 1265 and encodes 395 amino acids. The transcript has 7 exons. Lineage: Eukaryota; Metazoa; Chordata; Actinopteri; Cypriniformes; Xenocyprididae. The record is from RefSeq and is a predicted model, not a curated record. Gene Ontology annotation, cellular component: endoplasmic reticulum.